Lytechinus pictus (painted urchin) is the source of this 3354-nucleotide messenger RNA. RefSeq names its product cytochrome P450 2J4-like. Bases 312 to 1817 code for a protein of 501 amino acids. The record is from RefSeq and is a predicted model, not a curated record. Gene Ontology annotation, biological process: xenobiotic metabolic process. The transcript has 7 exons. Gene Ontology annotation, cellular component: intracellular membrane-bounded organelle; cytoplasm. Gene Ontology annotation, molecular function: steroid hydroxylase activity; heme binding; oxidoreductase activity, acting on paired donors, with incorporation or reduction of molecular oxygen, reduced flavin or flavoprotein as one donor, and incorporation of one atom of oxygen. Lineage: Eukaryota; Metazoa; Echinodermata; Echinoidea; Temnopleuroida; Toxopneustidae.
GCAAGGAGAAUCGAGAAAGCUGAGUUUGUAGUCAAUAAAGUUUAUGGAAAUGAAGUGAACUCUGCCUCCCAUAAUACUUUCCGCACUCUUCACCGAUGAGAGCACGCGACCGCGGGAGCAGAGUUUGUGCAUUUGCAGGGACGCGUUAGGAAGGAUAUAGGAAACUCAAGCGUAAGAACACAAAAGCAUCCAGCGGAUUGUGGAUGGGAAAGACUCCUUUUACACCUUUUAAUUACUUUACUUUCUUGAACAUGGUGCAUAAUUAGAUUGCUUUCGGUUUUUUUUCCAUCAGAACAGAUAACAUUGCAAUCAUGGAGUUGAAAUGGCAUGAACUGGUUACGGCUCAAUAUGUAUUGGUGACGGCUCUGGUCGCACUCGUGGCUGCGUGGUUGGUCAAACAUCUGAUGACGUCACCAAAGAAUCUACCGCCAGGUCCGUCUGGGCUUCCUCUACUUGGGGUCUUCACGAAAUUUAUCGGCAUGUCCGGCGAUCCUCUGCCCCUGCUAUCGGAGUGGGCCGACAGGUAUGGUGAGAUCACGUCCUUCUACUUUGGCCCGCAGUUGGUGGUGAGUCUGAACUCUUAUGGAGCCGUAGCAGAGGCUUUCCGCCAUCCCAAUCUCCAGGGAAGACCACGGAGUCGGAUGCUUGAAGAAAUAAGUGGAUUCGGCCCUAAUGCGGGUCUUCUGAUUGGUGUCGGUGAUAUAUGGAAGGAACAGCGCAAAUUCACAUUCUCCGUCUUCCGGAGCCUCGGCGUUGGCAAGAGGAGCUACGAAGACACAGUCGCAGCGGAGAUGACCCAGCUAGCAAGGGCCAUUGAGGAGAAGGAAGGGUCCCCGUUCGACCCCAGUGACCUCCUAUCCCGAGCAGUUUCCAACGUCAUUUGUACAAUCAUUUUCGGGACGCAGUAUAAGUACGAUGAUGCAGAAUUCAAAGAGCUGCUUCAUAUUCUAAACACCAACAUGAGACUCGGUGGGAGCGGCGGAUGGAUCUUCUUCCUUCCUAUACCGGGUUUGUCCAAGAUUCCCUUUGGAGCUAUCAACACGAUGAUGGUGAAUGCACGAAGGUUUUAUGCCUUCAUAGAUGCUCAUAUAUACGCUCACAGAAAGCACGGAAUUCCCGAGAUUCCGCGAGAUUUCAUCGACCAGUAUUUGAUCAAGUUGGAGGAAAUUGAGGGAACCGAGUCUUCGUUCAACCAAAAAAGCCUUAAAUCCGUCAUAUCCGAUCUCUUUUUCGCUGGAACUGAGACGACCUUAACUACCCUCAAAUGGUGCAUUCUUUACAUGAUUGCCUAUCCCGAGAUACAGUCGCGUGUCCAGUCUGAAAUCGAUACCGUGAUCGGAAGAGAUCGAUUGCCCGGAUUGAGCGAUCGGAAGGAUUUGCCGUACACGUGUGCCGUGCUUACGGAGGUCCAACGAAAGGCAGCAGUGGUUUCUUUGGGUGUUCCCCACAUGGCAGAAGCUGACGUCACAAUAAAAGACUUUACCAUACCGAAGGGUACGAUAGUCUUAUCUAACCUCUGGAAGGUGCUUAACAGCAAUGCAUUUUGGGAAGAAGCUGAUGACUUCAAACCUGAGAGAUUUCUGGAUGAAAAUGGAAAGCUGACGAAGAGAGAAGAUCUCAUAUUUUUCAGUACUGGACGCCGUAUCUGCCUUGGUGAGCAGCUGGCGCGUAUGGAGACCUUUCUCGGCUUUACAAGUCUCCUCCACCGAUUCACCUUCAAGCAGCCAGACAACGCAACAGCGCCCUCAUUCGAAGGAGUUCUAGGAGGAACAAGGGUCAGCUUGCCUUACGUCACCUGCGCUAUCCCAAGGAAUUAACUAAAACAAAAUCAGGAAUUAAUCCAGGCAACUGAAUUCCGGGACCUAUAUUCCACCUUUUAGGAACAGGAGUUAGCCCAGGCUUACGUCACAAGUCAUGCGCCAUUCUAAGUGGUUAACUGCGAGAACCCCUAAAACAGUAAAAAUAAUGCUAAAUCGCAUUAAGUAGGAUGGUGAUUGCAUUCAGAAAACAACACCACUCAACAUCCUGGCUCAACACCACUUCGCCACUGCAAGGAUUAAUGGCAAAGGACAUUAAUAAUAUCGAGUAGCAUGACAUUCAAAGAUCAGAAACCAUGCAAGCAACUCGGUAACACCGCCGUCAUUCAAGGCAGUUCUGGGAGGGGCAGGAGAACCUUACGUCAUGUGCGCCUAAAAGACAAAACUUCAGAAGUAAUAAUGAUUCUUCCUUUUUUUCCUUUCUUAUGGGUGUGAUGAUGGCACCCAGUUAGAAUUGACUAUUUUUGCCACAUUAACAAAAAAGGAAUUAAAUCUAUACUUUUAAAAACUAUUCAUUAUCGAGUCGUAUGACCUCAAGAAAACCAGAAAACUCAGCACCGCAGUCAUUUACGCAUACGGUAGUCCUUGGGGAUAACUUUAAUUGUUCAAAUUUCAAAGGAACAAAUUUUUCUUAACUUACGUCACAUGCGCUAUUCCAAGUAAUUGACUGAAUAAAAAUCUCAAGACAAUGACUUCGUUAUGGAGUAGCAAAACCUUCAGACAACGAGACAAACAGACCCCGGGAACAGCCCCUCCCUUGGUCAGUUCUCAGCAUGGAAGGACAAGCGUCAGUAACAGGAGCCGCGGAAGCGGGGGGGGGGGGGGGGGAGGGGGGGGGGGGGCUGGGUGGGCUUUAGCCCCCACCUUUUUCCAAAACCGUGUACAAAAACGUAAAAAUGACCAUGAUUGUGAUUUUUUUCAUGGUCAGCCCCCCACUUUUGGCUCAGUCCUCCCACUUUGAAAACCGUUCCGCGGCCCCUGAGGAAUACCUUAAUCAAUGUGCCUUUCCGUUGGAUAAACCUAAAAUGACAGUAUUAUGUUUAAAUUGGAUAUAAGCAAGAAAAAACCCCAACCCUGUGUUGUUCUGCGGUAUUACAAAGGAUUAAACUACAAAAAUAAAUAAAUGAAUAAAUCACUAGAUGCUUGCAUUAAUCAUAAUUUUUUGUCAUGAACAAAUCAAUAUAUGCUUGCGUUAUUUAUUCUGUUUGGCAUAAUACAUGCAUGAUAUUAUAUAGGCUGGACUCUAUUAUAGGCUCUAUAAACUUUUUUUAGUGCCGUAAUCUUACGUCAUAUUGAGACUGUAGGGGGAUAUACCGUAUACCAUCUCGACUCUCUAUUUGCUAUAAAAUGACUUUCGAAUUUUGUAAAGAAAAUCAGUUAUUAUUCACGUGCUCAUGAAACUGGUUUUUAUCUUGCUCACCAUUUAUUUUCCAAUGUUUAUGUUGUCUACAUAACUCUGGUUUGAAAUAUAAACUUCCUGUCGUGUUUGUUUUCACAUGUAUUUGAAAUAAAUAUGCAUUGAAUCUGCGAUAUUCAU